UGCCUUAAGUUGUUGACAGCCUCAUCUUUGGAAUUCUAUCAUGAACGUUUCUGACAACCAGAAAAGAUGGAUAGUCUUCGGGAUUGCUCUAAACAAGGUUCUGGUCGCAAAAAUACGAGCGUUUGUUGAACAAGAGAUUCGGAAGGAGUAUGGAAAUCUUCAAACCAGCCAUAACAUCCAUACUCAGAGCUAUAUAGGGCGACUCCAAAGGCACACAGUGGCUUUAAAGUAUGAGAACAUCAAUGGAAACGACACAUUACCCAGGAAACCUGGUGGAAAGUAUGACUAUCCCACGUUUGACUACCGGGUGACGUCACAUAUUGACUUUGCCAAGCUGUAUGUGGAGAAUCACAUGGCCAAGUUCAACGCAUUCAACGAGCACUGUGAUGCAUCGGCCGUGCUCACGCUACUUGGUAAAGUUCCUGUGUUUCCUGCUGUUGUCCAGACUGUAGCUGGUAAUGUAAGAAAGGCCAGGAAUGCCUGGGCGCACUGUGUGUUCAGUGAGUGGGACCUAGUAGGUUUUCAGCAGAGCUUUGCUGACAUGGAGCAGCUGGUGAAAUCUCUGGGCCUGCCAAGUGCCCAUGAGACUGCUGUCUUAAGAGAACUGAAUGAUUGGCAAAACAAAGGAGCCAUACUGUGUAUGACCGCUACUAUCGACCCUGAUCUGGUAAAGGCUGUUCAGCAAGAUCUCAUUGCUCUGAAGAACGGUGUCGACAACCUUACUUCUAAAGUAGAUGAUAAUGAACAGAAACUACAGAGAGCCCUUCAGGAUGCUGUUACAGCCUUCGAGGAGCUGGCAAGAAGAGUUUCCCAAAUCGAGGAAGAUCAACAAGUCAUGAAGCAGAGUCAAUAUUCCUUGACUGCUGAAUUUAAGCGUACACAAGACAAGUUGAGUCAACUUCAAAAAGAGAAAGAAGACAUGGAAAGACGUGUCACCAAUUUAGAAUAUCAGAAGAGCUCAAGCAACACCAAAAUCAGUUAUGAGAUUGCCAGUUGUGAAGCAGACAUCACCUUUUUCGCUGAGCGUCAUCAUCCAGAUACAAGAAAGUGGUUUUUUGAUGAUUUCUACAGAUGGUUUGAGAACCCAGGAGAGUCCAGAGCGUAUGUACUUCUUGGCGAUGCGGGAGUCGGCAAGAGUGUGAUGGCCGGUGUCCUGGCACAGAAAUAUGCCGCGAAAGGAAGGUUAGCAGCUGCUUUUUUCUGCUUCAACGGAGAUGACACAAGAAACAAUCCCAGGUAUCUUCUAGGGACCAUCGCUUGUCAACUUUGCAAAUGUAAUGCUCAGUACAGUAACUUUGUGGGAGGGGAGGGUGGCAUUAGAAGUUGUUUAGGCAAUUCUGAAAUGGGUAUUCAGGAAUUGUUUACAAAAUUGUUACAAGAGCCAUUAGCCAAAUGCAGUGCCUCUUGCAAGAGAAUGUUGAUCGUUAUUGACGCUCUUGAUGAGACGAAAUAUGAGUCCAGGGAUGAUUUUCUCGAUCUCAUAAUGCACCGUUUUCCCUUGCUUCCACAAUGGCUUGUUUUCUUUAUUACCAGUCGUCCUGAGGACACUGUGCAAGUAAGAUUAAAGGAGUACAAUCCCUGCAUUAAAAUCUGUGCGGGGAACAGCGAAAACCUUAAGUUUUAUCAACAGCACGAACUGGACAUCAGACUAUACUUAGAGAAAAGCGUCGACUUCUCCCGUCUACCCUAUUCGGCGGAAGACGUAGCAAAAAAGUGCAACGGAUUGUUUUUGUUCGCUUACUACAUUGAGAGAGUUCUCAAGGAUCAACUGUAUUCUGGUAAGAUAAGUCAGCUCACUGAUCUUUUCCCAGGAGAUAUCGGGGAGUUUUUUCGGCAUAAUUUCACGAGAAUUUUUCGCAAAGUAGGCGCAGAUUUGUACAAGAAGUUGUUUGGUUGUGCCAUAGCCGCUCCCUCGCCCCUUCCUGUCUCGUUUAUCUCGUACAUUUUACAAAGAGAAAAUUCUGAUCUCGAUGAGCAAGAAGUAAUUGAUGCCUUUUCGACAUUUUUGGUUGUAAGGACUUCCGAUCAGACUUUCGCCUUUCUACACAGUUUGAUCCCUUCGUGGUUGACCGACAAGAAGAAAGCCUCAGCGAGACUAUUUGUUGAUAGGAAUAAGGGAGGUAGGUACUUAAGGGAUAUCAUCUCUGAAGUUCUCUCAGCCGCUAUUGCGAAUCAACAGGGGGAAUGUCCUUCUUCCAUGGAAAGAGAUGUACUUGAGUACUGUGAUCAAAUCGGCGUCCGUCUUUUGUGUGAUUAUUGCGACAAUGAUUCGCUGAAGGUCGUUUUCAGUUACUUGGCAAAUUACCAAGUUAUUGCGAGGAGAUUAAAAAAGAAGGGCAUCGAGAUAUAUUCUAUUAUUGGUGAUGUGAAGUGUGCAAUGGGUCAAUACGGGUUUGCCAAUGAAAAGAAGGAAAUUCUUAAGGAAAUAUGCCUAUUUCUUGAGAGCAACGUCCACGUUCUCUUGCAAAGUCCGCACCUUCUACAUUGCUGCUUACAAGAGGCUUCUAAAACUGUCCAAGAAAACCUUGUUUCUCCAGACAGUAUCGGGGCUACUAAGAUAGAGCACAGUUGGCUUCCUUUUGGAGCCGGUGAAAUUCCAAAAGAAAUUGUCUGCUUUGCUUUGUCUCCUGAUAAGAAGCUAAUUGCUGGAGCAAGUGGAAAGUCCCUAUACUUGUUUGAUGCUUGCACGCUCAAGCAAGUGCAAGGCCCUUUUGCAGUCACAGAAAUGGGAGAUUCUAUUCAUCAUUUAAAGUUUUCGCCAGAAGGUGAGUUUUUAUUUUUUGGAAGGCUUGACAAAUGGUUCUCCGUCAAGAAAGGUUGGGUAGAGAAAAUUUUCCAGUUUGCAUUUACUAGCAGGAAGGUUUGCCGCAGACUGGGGUCUUUCCUUAAAAAUCCUCCGUCUAUUGAAGUACAAGGUAGUCAUCCUUCAAAUGAAAUUCAUACUGGGUUCUGCCUGGUAGACAUAUUUUGUUCGUGGGCCACCUAUGAGCUCCGACAGAGGCAUAAAGUAUGUCGGGAUUCAGUUUCUUUUUUUCACCGUAAGCGACAGGCCUUACCGGGGAUUCAAGUUUUGUAUGAUCUUCUUCAUUCCAAUCCAACACAUAAAAAAUUUUUAGGCAAAUUGCAAGAUGAGUUUGAUUUUGUCACAGUGCGGAACCAAAACUGUUUUGAAUUCGAGCAAAGGAAUGAGGAAAAAACCCUUGAACUUGUUCGUCAGCGUGUCCUCGACCUUUACCCUCAGAUAUUCGAGUUUCAAGUUUGGAAUGUAGAAAGUGGAAGACCUGUACUGGAGGAAGCGUUUUUCAAGCACGGGGAUCAUUUCUUCCUGUACCAUGUGAGCGCUGCCGUUAUGUCCAAAAAACACAUGGAAAGGUUGUUUUUUGCUAUUGCUCACGACGAAGUUAAAUUGCGUAAAGCAUGUGAGACAGGAAAGAGAGUUAUCAUCGCGCAUCCGUGUUAUGUCAUCUACGACGUCGAACACUGCGCCUUUUUGGAAGACAGUAACGCUCUUCUCUAUUACACCAGUGCACAAUCGCUGCAGAUCAUGUAUCUUGAAACUGACAUCAAACUGAGGAGCGUCACCGGACGCAGCCCAUUCUUCCACCCAUCUAAAAAACAAAUUGUAUAUUGGUUUGUUGAGCAACAUAGCGAAACAUUCAAUUUCCUGAGAGAUGUUCCAAAGGAUCUGAGACAGUUCCUUUCGCUUCUAACUCUCGAGGGAGUUGUUAAUGGUACAUUCAUUUCAGCUGCCACUGUUUUUUCCCUCUUACCUGAGUUUUGUGAAACAGUUGGUGAAGAGGACAUUGGUCCCUCUGUCCCUGUAAAGAGUGUUGUAUUUUCUCAAAGUGGCGGUCUAAUUGCCUGUCAUCUGGGACCUAAACUUUACAUCUGUAAUAUUUUUGAUGAUGCGUUCUCUCAUUUAUUGUGUGAAGACCAGUGUGAAUGCGAUAGUUGUCAUUUAACAUUUUCACCUGACAGCACUUUACUUCUUCAUUAUAUCCAGAACAGCAAUGAUAAUCCACGCUUCCAGGUGUGGAAUGUUCAUAGCAGGGCUCUUUUGGUGACAUUCGACUUCCCAGCUGUCGAAUCACUGCUUCCACCUUUAGAUUGCUGUUGUCUUUCAUCAGACAACACGAAAUUAAUUGUAUGUGGCGGAUUCAUUAUUGAGAUCUGGGAAUAUGAUGCAUCAGCUUGUCGCCUGAUAACAAGGAUAGAAAACCCUGUGUUUAUCUCAAAGUAUAGCGAGUUCACCCACUGUACAGUUUCGCCAGAAACUAAUUUGCUAGCCUGUUGCAUUACAGACAGAAUUGCCCUUUGCCCGAUGAACACACCUACAGAUCAGUCUAUUCGGUUACUACCUCCUGCCCACUUAGGGAAAAUCGAAUUUUGUCAGUUUGUGAAAGGGGGUCGUUACCUGAUUUCUUAUGGUGUUGAUGGUAACGUGUUCCUGUGGGACUUGAACAGGUGUGAAGCUAUUGCAUUUGCAAAAUUGUGUCAAGGAAGGGAAAGUAUCAAAAGGCUGUGCAGAUCUUGUGAGGCAGACAAAUUCUUCUUCUUGACUUCUUCUGGUCGAUUCGGUGUAUUAACCCUCUGCGGACUGGAGCACUCGAUACUGCCAAAAUUGCCAACGCUAGAAGUGCAAAGCGGAGAAAUGAUGUUAGAGGAAAGUUGUGGGCAACAAAGGGAACAACAUGGACCAACACUUCCAACUCAUGCCACUGACGACCUAAAUGUUGAUGAAGUUCUAGAAGAAAUGGACUUUAUGUGCGACAGUGAAGGUAACAGUGAAAGCAGUGAUGAUUGUGAUGACAUGGAAAUGCUUGGUUGA
This is a messenger RNA of Pocillopora verrucosa, 4828 nucleotides long. The record is from RefSeq and is a predicted model, not a curated record. NCBI's taxonomy places the organism in Eukaryota, Metazoa, Cnidaria, Anthozoa, Scleractinia, Pocilloporidae.